Messenger RNA from Prorocentrum cordatum, 381 nucleotides. The record is from the annotation of a GenBank genome assembly. Lineage: Eukaryota; Dinophyceae; Prorocentrales; Prorocentraceae.
AUGCAGACAAGGCGGGCAAUGGCAACAUGCACUCUCGCUGCUCAGCGAGAUGCGGGAGGCGAAGGUGGAGCCCAAUCCCUGGUCAGCUACAGCGCUGGGAUCAGCGCGUGCGAGAAGGGCGAGCAGUGGCAGCGGGCGCUGGCUCUGCUCAGCGAAAUGCGGGAGGCGAAGGGGGAGCCCGACGUCACCCUCAUCUACAGCGCUGGGAUCAGCGCGUGCGGUAACGGCGAGCAGUGGAAGCGGGCGCUGGCGUUGCUGAGCGAGAUGCGGGAGGCGAAAGGGGAGCCCGACUCCAUACGACAGUACCCGGCAUUGCGCGUGCGAGAAGGGCAAGCGAUGGUCACCCGCGGCGGCGCCCCGGGGGCCCCGCCCGUGGGGUGA